Hippoglossus stenolepis (Pacific halibut) is the source of this 2652-nucleotide messenger RNA. It is a transcript of the gene c13h3orf38, whose product is annotated as chromosome 13 C3orf38 homolog. The transcript is spliced from 4 exons. Bases 71 to 949 code for a protein of 292 amino acids. NCBI's taxonomy places the organism in Eukaryota, Metazoa, Chordata, Actinopteri, Pleuronectiformes, Pleuronectidae. The record is from RefSeq and is a predicted model, not a curated record.
CGUUUGUUUCCCGCCGACGCUUGUUCCCGCACGGUCUGUUUUCACAGCAGGACACGAGUGCAAAUCAAAGAUGUCUGGACUGUCAGAGACGGAGCGGCUCGGCUGCACAGAGAUACUGAAGCUCCUGUCCAAGAGCGACCUGCUGUCACUCAGUGACACUGUGACCUUUAAGGUGAUAGUUGUGGAAAAUGCCACAGAGGCCACGGAAACGAUCCUGUCCUUCAGUAAAAACGCAGAAGAGCUCCUGAGAAGGAAGAAAGUUCAACGGGACCUAAUUUUUAAGUAUCUGGCCAAUGAGGGGGUGGCGAUGGCCCCCAACAGUGAGAAACACCAGCUGGUGAAGAGGACGCUGGAGCUUUGGAAGGCCGUGGUUGAUAAAAGACCUCAAGGAGAGACAGAUGAGACAACAUCUGAUGACCUGAGCUUGAAGGCUAAGGUGGGUUUUGACCCUCAGCUCCUCGGCCAGCAGUUCUGCCAGUGGUUCUUCCAGCUCCUGAACAGCCAGAACCCCUCACUGGGUCAGCCGCCUCAGGACUGGGGGCCGCAGCACUUCUGGCCAGAUGUGAAGCUGCGUCUCCUCGCCAGAGCGGGCAGUGUACAGAUGGAGGAGUUCCUGGGUGCUGAACUGGUUAGCCUCCGUCUCCUAGCCUUGACCAAGGAAGAGCGCCUUCUCCUCAGCCCCAACAUGGAGCCCAAUGGCCUCAGGACACUUGCCUCCCCCCAUGGCAUGGUGCUGGUGGCCGUGGCCGGGACCAUCCACAGAGGCUCAGCCUGCCUGGGCAUCUUCGAGCAAAUAUUUGGCCUCAUCUGCUCCCCGCUGGAAAAAAACAAGUGGAAGAUCAAGUUUGUCAACCUGAAAAUCAGAGGGCAGGAUGCUCUUGGCGGGACGGAGGCCACAGCGCCUGCUUUGACUUACAACUCCAGUGAACUGCAGCUCCUCUGCACUUGAUGACGCUCUUACUCGCCACUUGUCUAAAUUGCCCAAACACAGAAAACCAAGCUUUUGUUUAUAGAGACUUAAACAAGCUACUGGUAGAAACCGCUCUCUUUACGUAUAUAUACCAUUCAGGUCAGGUUGUACAGGUACAGGUAGGUACAGGGGGACACUGGUGCAUUUUUGCUUUGAUGCAAAGCGUAUUGUGCUUUGUUGGCCUGUGGCUCUCAUUGAACUAUGUUCUUUGAUUUUGUUUCCGACUUUUAAAAUUCCUUUUUCAUUUAUCUUCACAGUUCCACAGACAGAAUGGUUUUCCUCUUCAUCAUGCCCUGUUAGAAUCAUCAUAAUUAUCAUCAGCAAUAUGAGGGUGAUUUGAGUAUUGCAUGUUGCUAAAUCACUCUUAUGUUUUGGUAUUGCCAUUAUUGCAGGGGGAAAUAUUGUGAUUACCUGCAGUAACGUCUGUAUCACUAUGCAGCAACUUUUUACAUUUUAAUGGCAUGGUAAACGGCUGUGGGGGAAAUGUUUGGUCUGGUACCUCUGCCAAGAGGGUUAUUCUUUUGUCCAUGUUUGUUCAUUAGGAGGAUUAAGCAAAAAAUAUAUUAUUUUCUUACUUUGUGAGAUGGGGCAUUUUGCAAUAUUUUCAUUGAUUUCUCAGGGAACGCUUCAUGGAUCAUGAUGAAAAAUUUGGAAAACGUAUAUUUAUGAGCGUUUGUAAUUCGGUGCAGAUCCAAAUAUAAAGCCGGACCUUGUGAAUUUAAAUGUGGUUCCAUAAGGGGACUGCUGGGCCGUAGCAGAGGGACGCAUUCUACUGAGUGGGUCAAAGUGUAAUUGGCCACAAAUUGUAAAUGUGCCUGAUGGAAGUUUUCUUCAGCCUCAUCCAAACAGAAUUAGCAUUACUUAGAAUUUCAUGACUUAUGAAUGCAGUGGAGUCUAAUGGCUCCUCACAGUUCAACUGAUGCUCCAGUUGAAGCGCCUGAAGAAAAUCACUAUAAUCAAGAAGAACAGAUACAUUUUUCUUCACCAAGUUCGAAAUGAGCUCAAAGCUUUUGCAAAGAUCCAACAUUUGUUGCACUGUGUUGAUGUAAUUUUUUAUGGUUUCAAAAGUCACAAUAUAUAAACUGUCGGGUUGAAUUAGGUCAUUAUCACAGGGUCCUCUUGAUCAGGAGCCCAGUCGCUGUCUGUGGUUUUCAGAAUGUAAGAAUAGAUAAGGACGUAGUUUCUUAAGGUCAAAUCUGAUAGCUGCGAUUUUGUCUGUCGUCAGUAUUCAUAUAUUUGAUCAUUUCCAUACUCCUCAGACUGGUUUGAUUGCUCGUGUAAUUAUAGACUGGCAGCCUCUAACACCAGACUCAAAUUAUUUCAGACAUCUUUUAUAAAAAUAAACGCAUUCAGUAGCUGUGGUUACGAAGAAAAUGAACAUUAUAUCAGACUUGACAAUCUGAUUUUUAUUAUUUUUUCGAAUCCCUAAAAUCCUAUAUGACGUGCACACCACACGUACGUGUACAACUCCACGAGUUUGGCCUUAAACUGGAAAGAGGCAGGUCUUCUCUCCCCAGUGCAUUCCAGAGAGCUCAGUGCAGUCCAGGAGGUCCACCCUCACGAGCCAGGAGCCAGCCUCUUCAUCAUUAACCUCAGCUUAAUGGAAAAAGCUGACCACCAACCAAUGAGAAGCCUUGACUGACUCCUUUAGUUUUCGAAAAAAUAAAAGCAUUCCAAAAGCA